Juglans regia (Persian walnut) is the source of this 4443-nucleotide messenger RNA. RefSeq lists its product as uncharacterized. NCBI's taxonomy places the organism in Eukaryota, Viridiplantae, Streptophyta, Magnoliopsida, Fagales, Juglandaceae. The transcript has 6 exons. The coding region runs from base 1 to 4443 and encodes 1480 amino acids. Gene Ontology annotation, biological process: DNA repair; telomere maintenance. The record is from RefSeq and is a predicted model, not a curated record. Gene Ontology annotation, molecular function: DNA helicase activity.
AUGUCAAUUGAUGAACCUUCAAAUAAUGAUGUCCAACAUAUAAACAUCAUUCAGGAUUUCACUGUUCUACAAAAAGUGUCAAAGAGACAACGAAUUUUCCGCGUUGGUGUUGAUAUCGAUGAAUUGGUUUCGUCUCAUGAAGUAUGUGUUCCUCCUGGUGUUAAUGUCUAUAUAGUUGAUUCAGAGGCAACUUCAUCAUUAAACAAUGUGGCGAAUCGUUCUGAUUGUCCGAGUGAUUCUAUGGAUUUCCUGACACGUAAAUCAGGAAACACAAACAUAGAUGAAACGACGGUCUCUAAUCAGUUUUUGAUUCAACAGGCUCCAUGUGUUGUUCGGGAAGAGUCAAGUUUUGAAACAAGUAUACCAUCACCUCGUAGGGGUGGGGGACAUCGUCGCUUUGUUGGACGUAGACAACUAUUGCAAGUUGUGCCAUCUGAAGCAUAUUCCUUGCCGUAUGUGCCUUGUUGCAGAUAUUGUAAAGCAAAACGAUUCUAUCAUGAAACAAACGGAUUUUGCUGUGCAGAUGGGACAAUUUCUUUGGCCACAAAUGAUGUCCCUGAUCAGCUUUAUGAUCUUUUUACCUCCGAUGCAAAUGAAGCCGCGCAUUUUAAGACCUAUGUUCGGACUUAUAAUAACAAGUUCGCGUUUACAUCUUUUGGAGUUAAAUUCGAUAGAGAUCUUUGCAGACGAAAUAAAGGGAUUUAUACCUUCCGAACUCAGGGACAGAUCUAUCACUAUAUUGACGAUUUAGUCCCUUUAAAUGGUCGUCCUUCUUCUCUCCAAUUGUAUUUCUAUGAUACUAAGCACGAAUUAGAAAAUCUUAUUUCUGAUUCAGACAGAAUGAACCCAUCAAUUAUAGUUCAACUCAUCGAUAUUCUUCGCAUAAAUCCAUAUUCUGUGUUUUUCCGAUCUCUUGGUGAUUUGCCAAAUUUGGAAAAUCAAGUAAUCCAUAUAAGAUCAGAUGCUGGCCUAGAUCAGCGUGUGUCCAAUGCCCCGACAUCUUCACAAGUUGCAGCAAUAUGGGUUGAAAAUGAAGAUGCAGAUCAGUUGGGAGGACGGGACAUUUGUGUCUUUAGUCAUUCUGGUGGAAGUCAUAUAGUUCAGUAUUAUUUUGGCUGCUAUGAUCCACUUCAGUAUCCGCUGUUAUUUCCUUUUGGGGAUACUGCAUUAAACAGAAAAAUGAAGGAUCCAAUUGUUUCGUGUCGUGAGUAUUAUUGCUACAAAUUACAAAUCAGAGAAAAUUUCAGAUCAAUUUUGUUGCUGUCUGGUCGUCUAUUGCAACAAUUCGUUGUUGAUAUGUAUGUUAAGAUCGAGACGUCAAGAUUAGACUAUUUUCGUAGCAAACAACAACAUAUUCGAUCUGAGUUAUAUCAAGGUAUUGUUGAUACCAUUACACUAGGGGAAACUAACGCUUCUAAUGUUGGAAAACGGAUUAUUCUGCCUUCGUCAUUUAUUGGGGGUCCAAGAGACAUGCGAAAAAGAUAUAUGGAAGCAAUGGCUUUAGUUCAGCGUUAUGGUAAACCAGACAUUUUUUUAACAAUGACAUGCAAUCCAAAUUGGCAAGAAAUUUCAAAUGAAUUACGCCUACAUGAGGAGAGUCAAAAUCGGCCUGAUUUAGUUGCUCGGGUCUUUCGUGCAAAAUUAGAAGAAUUAAAGGAUCGAUUAUUCAAGCAACAGAUAUUUGGAAAAGUUUCAGCAUAUGUUUAUGUUAUUGAGCACCAAAAAAGAGGCCUUCCACAUGCUCAUUUUCUAAUUAUAUUACAAAGAGAUUGGAAACUCUAUGCGCCUGAAUCUUUUGAUGACAUUGUAUCGGCAGAAAUACCUGAUAAAAAUACGAAUUUGCAUUUGCAUAACGCCGUUGUCAAGCAUAUGAUACAUGGACCAUGUGGAGUGUUGAAUCCAACAAAUGUUUGCAUGAAAAAAAAUGGUUAUUGCAAAAGCCAUUAUCCAAAAAAUUUUGCAUCAAGUACGACUGUUGGAAAUGAUUGCUUCCCAAUAUAUAGGCGUUCUGACAAUGGAAUAACUGUCAAAGUGAGAGGUCAUAAUUUGGAUAACCGUUGGGUCGUUCCAUAUAAUCCGUAUUUGCUUGCAACAUUUGACUGUCACAUUAACGUCGAGAUUUGUUCUACUAUAACAGCAGUCAAAUAUCUUUAUAAGUACAUUUACAAAGGGCAUGAUCGUGUUGCUUUCAAUUUGGUUUCUGAACAAAAUAAUCAACAAAUUGAUGAAAUCCAACAAUUCCAAUCAGCCCGAUGGAUUGCUCCGCCUGAAGCUAUGUGGAGAAUAUAUGGCUUUGUUGUUAAUGAAAUGUACCCAGCAGUGUAUAGCUUACAUUUACAUCUUGAGGAUCAACACCAAGUAACUUUUCGAGCAAAUGAAGACUUAAUCAAUGUUCUCAACUCUGAUCGGUCUGCAAAAUCGAUGUUAACAGAAUUCUUUGCAUUAAAUCGAGUGGAUGAGAAUGCCAGGACAUUGUUGUACAAAGAAUUUCCAGAAUUCUAUGUUUGGAGCCAACAAUACAAAGAGUGGACUUGUCGAAAAAAGAAAACUGUUAUAGGUCGAAUUAUUACAGCAAAUCCAUUUGAAGGUGAGAGGUAUUAUCUGCGGAUAUUGCUAAAUCAUGUAAGAGGACCUUUGUCAUUUGAAGAUCUUAGGACAGUUGAUGGUGUUGUGGCUCCAACUUUUCGUGAGGCAGCAACUAUGCAUGGUUUGCUACAGAGAGACAGUGGUUUAGAAGAUUGUUUACAUGAAGCAUCUCUAUAUCAAAUGCCGUCCAGUUUGAGACGGCUAUUUGCAACUAUAUUGGUUUAUUGUAAUCCAACCAAUCCGAGAGAGCUUUGGGAACGUUUUGAGCAAGAUAUGUCAAUUGAUUUUAGGUCAACUGAAGAUUCUAUGUUGACUGUAAGAAUGCAAGUUUUGCGCUCAAUCUCUUUUACACUUGAAUCAAUGGGGAAACACAUUAAUUCAUUUCAUCUUCUUGAUGACGACAUUUGUUUUGAUGAAGACCAAUUCGAAUCUAGGGAAAUCGAUGAUGAAUUGGCUGUUGAAAUUCCAGAAGAAGAUACUGCUGCAUCAGAAAUCCUUAAUAGUGAACAGCGACAUGUCUAUAAUUCAGUUUUGGAAAAUGUUUUUUCAAACAAAACUGCUACAUUCUUUGUUGAUGGCCCUGGUGGGACAGGGAAGACAUUCCUGUACAAGGCACUUCUCGCUGCAGUAAGAUCAAGAAAAUUAGUGGCACUUGCAACUGCUUCAUCUGGUGUUGCUGCAUCUAUCCUUCCUGGAGGUCGAACAGCACACUCGCGCUUUAAGAUUCCAUUAGAUACUGAUGAACAUAGCAUGUGUUGUGUCAGUAAACAAAGUGCCAUUGCAAAGCUACUACGUGUAGCAAGGUUAAUUAUAUGGGAUGAGGCCCCUAUGUCAAGAAAACAACACAUCGAAGCUUUAGAUAAAAUGUUACGAGACAUUAAUGAUUCAGAGUUAACAUUCGGUGGAAAAGUUGUCGUUUUUUGUGGAGAUUUUCGCCAGGUUUUACCUGUGGUUCGUAAAGGAACAAGACAAGAACAUGUUGACGCCAGUUUGGUUUCUUCUUAUUUGUGGCCUACAUUGAUCAAACUUCGUUUAACUGAAAAUAUGAGAGCAAGAUUGGAUCCAGUUUUUUCAGAAUAUGUGUUAGAAUUAAGCAACGGAAUGACACCAAUCACAAUUGACGAAACUGUAAAAAUUCCUAAUGGCAUGCUUGUUCCCUAUGAAGAUGACUGUACUUCUUUGGAUCAUUUAAUAGAUGUUGUUUUCCAAGAUAUUCAUGAAUAUUCAAUAAAUAUUUCAGCUAUGAUGAAUCGGGCCAUAUUAACACCAAAGAACAGUUAUGUUGAUGAAAUAAAUACAUUACUGAUUCAUAGGUUUCCUGGUGAGCUUAGGCGAUAUUAUAGCUUUGAUGAAGCAAUAGAUGCAUCUGAACAAUCAGUUAUGGAGGAUUUUUUAAAUACUCUAACCCCAAAUGGACUUCCUCCUCAUGAAUUGUUACUAAAGAUAAACUGUCCCAUCAUGUUGUAUAUGCUUGCAUUAAUCACGAUCUCUAUUUCUAAUGAAGGAUUGUCUCUUUCAUCACGUCCGAAAAGUAAAUUUAUGAUCAAUCCUGUUCUUCCUGAGGCAACUUCAUUGCAAGAGUGUUGUCGAGCAUAUGUUCAACUCGACGAUGGUACAGGAAGACUAUCUGCUGUUAUGUUUGGUGAAGUUGUAGAGGAAGCAUUCGGUUGUUCGGCAGUUGAGCUGAUGAAGCAUACUGGUGAUGAACAUUUGCCUUAUAUAGAAAAUCUUGUAGCACAAGUUUCACAGAAAGAGUGGAUGAUUGAACUUUUAGUAGAUCCCAAUCGACUCAACCAACAACAGCACAAGAAUUUCAAUGUCAUUUCUAUUGAUGCAGUACAAGAAGACACAAAAUGA